AUCAACGCAUUCAUCGCCACCAACACCCAGGACAAGAUCAAGGACAUGGUGAAGGACCUGGACCCUGAGAUGGCCAUGGUGCUGAUCAACUACGUCUACUUCAGAGGUCAGUGGGAGAAACCCUUCGAUGGCAACUUCACACACAAGGCGGACUUCCACGUGGACGAGACCACCAAGGUGGAGGUGGACAUGAUGAAGAGGACGGGUCGCUACGACUUCUACAACGACGACGGCAACCACACCACCGUCAUCAUGCUGCCCUACAAAGGAAACACGUCCAUGAUGAUCGUGCUGCCCGAUGAGGGAAAGAUGCAGGAGGUGGAGAGCUCCAUCAACAAGGAGCACAUCCGGCACUGGCACGACUCGCUCUUCAGGAGCUCUGUGGAGCUCUCUCUGCCAAAGUUUUCCAUCUCCGCUGACGCCUCCCUGGACAGCACGCUGAAAGAAAUGGGCAUAACCAACGCGUUCACAGACAACGCAGAUUUCUCUGGCAUGUCUGACGAGGUCAAGCUCAAAGUCUCAAAGGUGUCCCACCAGGCCGUGCUGAGCGUGGACGAAACAGGAACAGAGGCAGCGGCCGCCACCACCAUCGAGGUCAUGCCCAUGAGCAUGCCCCAGACCAUGACCCUGGACAGACCCUUCCUGGUCUUCAUCCUGGAGCACUCGACCAGGAGCGUCCUCUUCAUGGGAAAGAUCAACAACCCCGCGGCCAUGUGAAGACGCCCGGGGUACGUGAGCGCUCCUCACGCUUUCACACCGCAGGACGUGAGCUCAUUUUACCCCGUCGACACGUCACGGUGAUAUUAGGAGCAUCGGGGGGAUGAUGAAUGUGGGAGAGUUUGACGAAUAAGACAACAGAUCCAUCAUCAGAAAUGUCAGCGCAUUAAUCCGCCUGCAGUCUGCCAGCGUGACACAUUUAUUGCCGUCUGUCAUCUGAGCCCUGAUAGGUGUAUAAAUGUCUGAACGCAUCGUUAUAUAUUGUGUCCGGUCGAUACAGAUAAUAAAAACAUUAGUAGAUCUAACACUUAAACCAUCUGCUCACACGCAGCUGACGUGCCAUCGCUGUUUCCACAUGCUGAAGAGAAAUAAAAGCAUAAACUGCAAAAACA
Molecule: messenger RNA, 1109 nt
Organism: Plectropomus leopardus (leopard coralgrouper)
Lineage: Eukaryota; Metazoa; Chordata; Actinopteri; Perciformes; Serranidae
Source: RefSeq, a predicted model, not a curated record